CUGUCUCGAGCUCUGAAACUACCUGUGCGCGUGCUCUCUCGCGUGGUCUUUAACAGUUAACCAAACAUUUCGACGUGGAUGUUUGCUCUCUCAAGCUGCACGAGACUUCAGCCUCUCCUCUAGCCUUGAACCCAGCACUGCAGCCCUGCCAUCAGCAGCAUGGACUCUCACACGCCCCAGUCGAAUCGGCGCCACAACCCUGUGGACAGCAUCUGCCGCAAACUGCAGACCAUUCAGUGGCGUGGUGACCGCGAGCCCAAUUCACCUUUUCAGAUUCCAAAACUGUCCUCCAGCAAUUACGACAGCCCACAGAGUGGCCUCCGGCACAACCUGGAAACCAUCCUGAAGAAAGGGACCCCCCACAGAGACGAGAGGGGGAAGGAGAAAGUGAAGGAGAAGGAGAAGGGGAGAGGGAUGGGUACUGCAGCUUCCCAGAGGAGCAGCCUGGGUCCCUCUAUUCCUCUGUCCACCCCAGCAUGCAAACCCCCCAUGCCAACUAACAUCACAUACGCUAUCACUAGCACUCUAGGUGAGAGGAGAGGUGCCGAUGGGAGUGAUUUAAGACAAGUUAAGACAUUGCAGAGGUAUUGUUCAACGCCAACAUGCCCGUCCAAAGAAUCCCCUUACUUUACAUUCACACGAGGAACGCAGCCGGUGCAGCCCGAGAGGCAGAGCAGGAGCCCGCCUCUGAAUUGUACCUUCACCCCGAACAACAGCACCCUCUCCUACAACCUCAACUUCUGCUCAGCGGACAAGGGGAACUCGACAGAGUGUGAGCUGUCCUACCCGGCUCUGGUUGUGAAAAGGCUGUCUAUGGGAGAUGGAGGAUCCGCAAUGACCUCUGAAAACAAGACGGAGAAUAUGGCAGAAAUCGGCCUGAUCUGUGAGGAGAAUCUGCUUGAUACCAUCUUCCAUGCCUCCGACACCCAGCGCCGAGGUAGAGUGUACGUGUCCCACAUUGUGGACUACCUACGGCACACCACAAGUCGCACCUCAGAAGACAGCGGACUAGAAGACCUUUGCAACAUGCUCGAUCCAGAACACAAAGACGUCUCUAUUGACCUGGAUACUUACCACGCCGUCAUGAAGGAGUGGAUCGAUGACUGCCGCAACAACGGGGAAGAGACAAUAGAUGACAUCACUCAGGACUCAGUCAAGCUCAGGGACAGCCUCUCUGCCAAGAGGUCCAUGCUGCUCAAUAUGACCUCAGGAAGUUUGGAGGCCUUUGGAGGGGAGGCAUCCAGAGCAGAAUUUGAGACAUCAGAGCUGGUGUAUUGUGUUGCUGACCUUCAGAUGAGCAACCAAAAGCUCCAGGAGGAGGUUAGGAAGCUGAAGCAGGUGGUGGAGGCCAUGGAGGAUGGCAACCAGAAGCUGGCAGAGGAGAAUGAGGAGCUACGCAAUCAGGCCAGAGUUAACCAGCAGCUGGCCCAGAAGAAGAAGAUGCUGAAGGAGGAGGUGGAGGACAUGAAGGCCACUCUGAGCUGUACGGAGGAAGGCAGAGCUCGUGCCUCCGCACACAGCAAACAUGUGGAGAGAGAGAACCAGAGUCUUAUUGCCAAGAUCGCUUGUCUUCAGGAAGAGAACUUCAAGGUCACCAUGGAGACAGACGAGCUUCAGAGGAGAAUAACAGAGCUGUGUGACAUUAACACUGACCUUCAGGUGCAAAUUCAAUCUUUUGAUGCUGUUGUUAGUCUAAAGGAAGCUGUGAUACUAGAGAAAAGCAGACAGAUCAACGAGCUGAAGUCAACAGUAGAGGAAUACUCCUCCAUCACAGAGCUGCUGAGGGCAGACAAGAGCAAGAUGGAGGCCCAGAUGCAGAUGAUGCACCCAGACCUGUCCGGGGCUGGUCUGUCCCUGUCGGUGGCCUACCAUUUGAACCAGAACAGCUCAGGAUCCCUACAGACAGAGUUGGCUAUGGCACAGUCACCACUGGAGGCUCCCCAUGUAGUUGACCAUUUGUCCACCACUAUGAGCUUCGCCUCCACGUUGGAUGAGACGCUGGACAGGGAAGUGUUGCUGAUGCUGCAGGGACCCAACCCUGAACACAUGGCUCUGGAGUUCAAGAACCUCAUUAAUAAACUGAAAAAGGAUUUCACAGAAGAAACCAACUCUGUCUUGUCUACAGCCAGAGGCUUGCUGGACAACUGCGCACAGCCAUCAGGCACGGACACCAGUCUGCAGACGGUGCAGGCCGAGCUGGACACGAGAAGGGCCGACUGGGCCCUCAGCCUAGACCAGCUGGCCCAGUACACAGGCUCACUGGAGAAGGAGCUGAUCAAAAUGGCCAGUAACAUGAGGAGGUCCCGCACCGAGAUCCUGCACCUUUCAGUCAGGGUGCAGGAGCAGGAGAACCAAAAGCGGCAUCUGUGUGAGGAGCUGGAGCAGCUAAAGACACCUCAGGACAGCAGAGAGGCCUCAUGCCAGACACCUGCACCAGAGGAAGAGCCUGGAGAUGACUUGGACUGGGAUGAGGAGUUCGCCCUUCAAGACUUCCUGAAGAACGAGUUGGCAGAGAGGAAUUGCCAAGAACAAGGCGGGCGAGCGGUCAAAGGUGAAGAUGAGGAAGUGGAUGAGAAGUGGACGGUGGUGGACACAGCUGGAGAAGGAGAAGUAAGGGACACGUCUACUCCGCUGUCUGCCCUCUCUGGGGACGCCCAGCCUGGGCAUGGUGAAACAGGAGGGGGUCAAGACUCUGCAGCCUGCACAGAGUUAGAGCCAGAGGAGAACUGUCAGUCUUUGCAGGAGGAGGCAGCAGCAGUGCCAUUGAGCACCCACUCACAAGCUGUCAGCAUUAGAUACCCAGAGGCGGAUGCUCUCCCUGAUCUGCUCCACUCAGAGAACAACGAUGCAGAAGCUCUAGAGAAUGCAGAGCCUCCCUCCUGUGGUCAAGCCCAAAAUCUGAGCAACUCAUCUGAACAGGACCAAACGGUCACACUUAGUAACACCCCUCCCACAUCAGCCCAGAUGUUUCCUCCCAGCAGCACAUCACCUGGACGAGAUGAGAUCAUUACCCUGACUGAGAGCACCCAACCGACCAGUGAGGACCACUCCGGAGAAGAAGAGAAAGAAGGCAAGCCGGACUCGAGUGCAGGAGACAUGAGUCGUACUAAGAGCCAGAGCCGGGACCAGUCGGCAGACAGGACAGCAGCGGAGGACAGCACGUGUCUGCUACCUGUGUUGGUUGAAGAGGAGGAGAGUGUGCAGGACAGUACAGCCGAGGUGCCAACAAUAGCCGCCGGCAUGGAAGGGACAGACCGGCUCACCAGCAGCGGAGCGACCACCUUCUCUGACAGCAGCCCGACUCGGUCAGGAUCGUCCGUCAUACAUGCCAGCCAAUCUGGGAGCGGCAUGGACAGCAUGACCUCUGACCCCAGCCAAUCGGAGGAUAGUGCAGCCAAAAAACACUCCCUCCCCCUAUCUGGCAAAAAUAAGAGGGAACUGGAGCUGUCACGCAGCAUGGAGGGCAUCAGGGAGCACGAGGACCAAAGUGAGACCAGCAUGGCUACUGAGAAUGAAUCUGAGUCGUCAAUGAUCUCGGACCCCGGCGACACCUCCAAAGAGGACAGGAAGAGCCUGUCACCUAAUGACAAGGAGAUAGAGGCGGAGUUCCAGCGUCUGGCAUUGGGCUUCAAGUGUGACAUGUUCACAUUGGACAAGAGACUCCGGCUGGAGGAGAGGUCACGUGACCUGGCAGAGGAAAAUGUCCGCAGGGAGGUGUCCAGCUGUCAGGGCUUACUGCAGGCUCUGACUCCUCUGUGUGAGGACGACAACCAGUCCAUGGAGAUCAUCCAGAGGCUCCAGAAGAACCUGGAAAUCCUGAUCCAGUCCAUGACCAGGGUGUCCAGUCGCUCUGAGAUGCUAGGAGCUAUUCACCAGGAGAAUCGCAUUGGUAAGGCUGUGGAGGUGAUGAUCCAGCAUGUGGAGAACUUGAGGAGGAUGUACACCAAGGAGCACGCCGAGCUGCUGGAGCUGAGAGAGGCGCUCAUGCAGAACGAGAGGUCGUUUGGAUCACAAACGGAAAGAGAUGACUUCCGUGGCAAGAAGCAGCCAACACAGUACUACAAGUCGUCAACCCGGAGAGUCAGCAUUGCAGGAAUCCCCCGCUCUGGUGGAGCCAACAUGCAGUUCGAUAUGUCUAAAACACAAGACUGCUCAGAGGCUGAAACGGAGAGACUGACCAGGCGAUCCCCAUGGAAUGUGGCGGGGAAGAGCACUGCGCGCCCCCCACUUAAGCGCUAUGUUAGCUCUGCGGCCUGGCUUGACACUGAAGAGCCCUCUCUCAUGAUGAAGGGGACGGCCUACGACAACACCGACUGCCAGUCGGCGGAAGAGCAGAAGGAGGAGCCGGUGGCAGAGAGGAGGAGGUCCAGUCUCAGUGAGCUGGGCAGCAAACUCACCUCCCUCAUAUUGCCCCUCAAGACUCCGAGCCCCUCCUCAAGCCCUACGUCCACAGACCCAGGAAUGGCCCAGUCUCUGUCCCACAGCCUGACCGCCUCCCGGGCGGCUGCAGCUGCAGCAGUAGCCAGAAGUGGCAGGGGUCUCUGGCUUUGGUUAGCGAUGGUGGUGGUGCUAGCAGGUCUCCUGGCACUGCUGGCCAGCCUGGUGAUGCAGCCAGCGGUCGAUGCAGCCCCUGUGGGGACCGGGGACUCCUGGAUGACCAUCCAGCAGCUGCUGUGGCCCUACACAGGGCUCCGGCAUAACGGACAGCCUCCCGUCUAGCCCCCGAGACCCCCCCCCGGGUUGGAUGGUGUUACCGCCCAUCAGCCCUCUGCAGAAAUGAUCCACCCACUGAAGUGGUGAUGAAGAAAGUACAGAGCACCACUCCUGAUCGGAGGCUGUUGGGAUGUUUACUGGUGCCUGAAGAUUCCCAAAAACACAAGACUUGCGUUGACAGCACAAGCCAGGCCUCCGGGGAUAGUUAACCCUAUGAGGGAUUUUAUGCAUCAUAUCACGUUUGCUAAAUUAGUCUAUUUGUGUGUGUGUGUGUGUGUGUGUGUGUAUGCGUUUGUCUGUGUUUUUGAGAAGCAGUUACAGGUGGUGGAAACAAAUGUCCCUAAAGAAGCUGCUCAACAUCCUCAACACAUUAUGAUGCAGGUUGAUCAGUUAUCAGAGCUGGUACAACGUUGACUAAUCAUGUCACACAAUGGGCCUCUGUGCAGUUUUCCAUUGACUUACAUCAUGGAUGAUGGCUCCAAUUGUGCCACAUGGCUUUUUAAAUACAUUUCAUGCACUUGAGGAAACAGGAGGGGACUGCCAGCCUUUUUAGUGGAAUAUUCCAGAGGAUAUUUUAUAACUUAAGUCUAUGAACUCUUGAAAUCUAUAUUUAUGAGUUUGUUCUAUUUGAGUGGGGAUUUGUGAAUAUCUUUGUAUUAUUAAGUUAUAAUUCUAAACAUUGUUAGUUUUAACACCAAAGUUUUAUUUUUUUUUAUGUUCUCUUUAAGUUCUUGCUGUGGUUGUCACCGUUUUCAACUUCAUACUAUUUUGUAUGUUCCAAAGAAGAUGCGUGGAACUUUGCACAAAUAAAGUUUGUUUCUACAAUAG
This is a messenger RNA of Anoplopoma fimbria (sablefish), 5541 nucleotides long. RefSeq names its product lymphoid-restricted membrane protein (gene lrmp). The coding region runs from base 160 to 4719 and encodes 1519 amino acids. Gene Ontology annotation, cellular component: endoplasmic reticulum membrane. The transcript is spliced from 39 exons. The record is from RefSeq and is a predicted model, not a curated record. NCBI's taxonomy places the organism in Eukaryota, Metazoa, Chordata, Actinopteri, Perciformes, Anoplopomatidae.